AUGCGGCGAUUGCAUUCGUUUUGGGUCAUCCUGGUAUUUUCUGUGAUUUACCUGGCCGGCCUGGCCGGCAUCACCGGCGUCAACGCGCAGCCCUCUAUAAAGCCGCGCUUCAUGGAGCCGCCCGCCAACGGGUCUUUUGAGCCGACGAGGUCCAUGUUCUGGGGCUUCAUGUACCUCAUAGCCCUGGGCUCUGGCGGCAUCAAGGCCUGCGUCGCCAGCUUUGGCGGCGACCAAUUCCGCGAGGGCAGCGCCGUCGAGCGCGGCUGGCGCUCCUCUUUCUUCAACUGGUUUUACUUUGCGAUCAACGUCGGAUCGCUGGUUGCGGCGCUGGUCGUCGUGCCCAUGCAAGAGUCCAGGGUGCUGCGCUGGGCGUUCGUCAACCGCCGACAGCCCAUCCCCACCCACCCUGAUGACGAGUGCUAUGAGCCGCUCGUUGGCGAGGUCAGCCAAAAAUUCAAGAUGGGCCACACCAACCGCAUGCGCUACCUCGAGCGCGCCGCGCUGCCGCACGGGCAGUCGGGGGCUUACCAGGUCUCACUGUCCGAGGUGGAGGAGCUCAAGGCACUGGCAGGGCUGGCCCCCGUGUUCCUGUGCGUAUGCAUCUGGCAGAUGUGCUAUGAUCCAAUCUUUUCACUGCUGCCAUACCCUGGUGAUGUCAUGGAGCGGUCCAUCGGCACCAGCGGCCUGAAGCUACCCGCCGCCUCCAUCUCAUUCGCCAACACGUUUGGAGUUCUGAUCUCGGUCCCGCUGUAUGAUCUGGUUUUGGUGCCCUUUGCCAAGAGGAUUGGGCGCCCCAUCAGCUACAUGGCCAGGAUUGGGGCGGGGUUUGUGGUCCUGAUCAUUGCGCUCCUAACAGCCGGAUUCAUUGAGCUGGCGCGCUACAGGAUGGUGCGGCGCAUGGGCCUGGCGGCAAAGUGGGAGGUAGCGGUGGCUGCUGACCCUGCCGUUGAGUACACAGACCCAGCCUUCACGGAGCCCAUCAGCAUUUGGUGGCAGACAAUCCCCUACUUCCUAGUGGGGGCCGCCGAGACGCUGACCCUUGUUGGCGUCCUGGACCUCUUCUUCACCCAGGUGUCCGAGGGCAUGCGCGCCCUCAGCACGGCCAUCCAGCUGCUCACCACCGCGGUUGGCACCUACCUGGCGAGCGCCCUGAACAUUGCAAUUGCCGCCGGCACCCGCGCUGACCCCUGGGUGGCUGACAAUCCCCUGUACGGCCAUUAUGACUGGUACUUCUUUGUAAAUGCGGCCAUCCUGGCCCUGGGAUUGAUUGCAUUCGUCCUCGUGGCACGUUUCUACGAAGAGAAGGCCGUCAUCCCGCACGACGACCUGCUAGAGGGAGGGGCCAUCGAGAUGGGCUGCGGCCCCUCCAGCAGCAUCCAGCUGCCCGGCGGGCAGCUGCGCGCCCGCCACGGCCCCAAAGGCACCCCCGGGUCGCCGUCCAGCAGCAGCCCGCACGGUCUCGCGCCCGCGCGGUCGAGCGUGCAGGCGCUGCAGGUUCAGGCACUCGACCCAUUAUGA
Monoraphidium neglectum is the source of this 1518-nucleotide messenger RNA. RefSeq lists its product as hypothetical. The transcript has 15 exons. The coding region runs from base 1 to 1518 and encodes 505 amino acids. Gene Ontology annotation, cellular component: membrane. Gene Ontology annotation, molecular function: transmembrane transporter activity. The record is from RefSeq and is a predicted model, not a curated record. Lineage: Eukaryota; Viridiplantae; Chlorophyta; Chlorophyceae; Sphaeropleales; Selenastraceae. Gene Ontology annotation, biological process: transmembrane transport; oligopeptide transport.